GUAUGACAUUAUGAAAGUGUAAUCAGUAACCUUGUACUGAUUACAUUUGAUUGUCAUUAUAACAGAAUACAUGUUAAAGUAAACCUGCCAGCCCUGGUUUUUAUAAUAUAUUCCGGGUUGAUCUACCUGCAGGUGAAUCUGUGCAGCUCACUCUCUCGGAGCUCUGAACGCGCCUCUGCGAUUCUCUGCGGGACAGUGACUUUGCCCGGGACGUGAACACAUCAUGAUGGAUUCAUGACUGCGCCGCUCACUGAACUAAAGAUCCGAUUAAUAUCUCUACUUCUCAGGAUGACUUUGUUCCUGCUGUUGAUGUUGGUGACUGUAGAAAGUAGUCGGUCGGAGGUUUACACCAACCACUGGGCAGUGAGGGUCUCCGGGGGGCCGCAGCAGGCGGACAGAGUGGCAGCGAAAUACGGAUACAUCAACUUCGGACAGAUAGGAAGUCUGGAAGAUCAUUACCAUUUCCACCACAGCAGAGUGGUUCGCAGGGCUGCGUUCUCUCUGAAGGGCCCCCACAGCUUCAUCCAUAUGGACCCCGAGGUGGACUGGGCUCAGCAGCAGGUAGUGAAGCCAAGAGUAAAGAGGUUUGCUCAGAGCGACCCAAGCUUCAUUCAUUUCAAUGACCCUAAGUGGUCCAACAUGUGGUACAUUCAUUGCAGCGAUAAGAACAACCAGUGUCGCUCAGAGAUGAACAUCCAGGCAGCCUGGCAGAGGGGCUACACCGGCAAGAAUGUGGUGGUCACCAUACUGGAUGACGGCAUUGAGUGGAGCCACCCUGAUCUGGCUCAGAACUAUGACCAUCUAGCAAGUUAUGACGUCAAUGGGAAUGACCAUGACCCUACACCACGUUAUGACUUCCGCAAUGCAAACGUACAUGGAACUCGGUGUGCAGGUGAAGUUGCAGCAGCUGCCAACAACUCCCAUUGUAUCGUUGGGAUCGCCUAUAAUGCUCGCAUUGGAGGGAUUCGGAUGCUGGAUGGUGAUGUGACCGAUUUAGUCGAAGCCAAGUCCCUGGGAGUGCGACCUGACUACAUCGACAUCUACAGUGCUAGCUGGGGGCCAAAAGACGAUGGCAAGACAGUGGAUGGCCCAGGGCAGCUAACUAAGCAGGCUUUUGAGCAAGGCAUCAAGAAGGGUCGCAAAGGCUUGGGGUCCAUUUUUGUCUGGGCGUCAGGUAACGGGGGCCAGCAGGGAGACCACUGUUCAUGUGACGGUUACACCAGCAGUAUCUACACCAUCUCCAUCUCUAGCGCCACAGAGAACGGAAACAAGCCCUGGUACCUGGAGGCCUGCAGCUCCAUCCUGGCGACCACUUACAGCAGUGGAGAGUUUAACGAGAGGAAGAUUAUCACCACUGACCUCCGACACCGCUGCACUGAUGCUCAUACCGGCACUUCUGUCUCCGCUCCCAUUGUGGCUGGAGUCAUCGCUCUCGCCCUGGAGGCCAACCUUUUGCUGACGUGGAGAGAUGUGCAACAUCUUCUGGUGAAGACGUCCAGACCAGUCCACCUGAAAGCUGAUGACUGGAAGACCAACGCUGCAGGACUCAGAGUGAGCCACCUCUAUGGUUUUGGCCUGGUGGAUGCAGAGGCCAUGGUAGUGGAGGCCUCCAAGUGGAGGACUGUUCCUCCUCAGCACACCUGCAGUCGGGUUUCUGAGCGGCGCACCAGACACAUCCAUGCUGGCCAGCGUCUCAACAGCAGCAUAACCACCUCUGGGUAUUCAGGAGAUCUGGAGCAGCACGUGGGUCACCUGGAACACGUGGUGGUGAAGAUCCUGAUUGUCCACCCACGCCGAGGAGACCUGGAGAUCAAGCUCAUCUCUCCAUCUGGGACCAGAACACAGCUGCUGGCCAAGAGGUUGUAUGACAGUUCCAACGAGGGCUUCAGGAACUGGGAGUUCAUGACAGUUCAUUUCUGGGGUGAGAGGGCAGAGGGCACAUGGACUCUAGAGAUUGUUGACUCACCAUCAAAGCUACGCAACCCUGAGGUGCUGGGCAACCUAAAAGAGUGGACACUGAUCCUGUAUGGCACAUCUCAGAACCCUUCCCAGCACCCCGCUGCUCAGUACUCACAUUCAAGAAUGUCAGAGAACCCGGCUACAGUGGAGAUCCUGGAAGAACCAGAGAUGGAGGAAGAAGACGAGUACGUUGGACCUUGCCACAGUGAGUGUAGAGACCAGGGCUGUGACGGACCCGACAUUGAUCACUGCCUCAACUGUGUCCACUUCAGCUCCGGCAGCUUGAAAAGUGGCAGAACCUGUGUGAGCCACUGUCCUCUGGGACACUAUGAGGACAUCGCGUCCCGUCGCUGUAGACACUGCUUUAAAGGCUGUGAGGAGUGUGAGGGCCGGUCAGCUAGCAGCUGUCUGUCCUGCAGAAGAGGCCUGUACCUCAACACACUCAACUCCAGCUGCAUCCAUACCUGCCCCACAGGGUACUUUGCUGAUGAGAAUCAGAGACAGUGUCUGAAGUGCCAUGACACCUGUAUGACAUGCCUGAGAUAUGGAGAUAGGUGCACUGCCUGCAGCGAGGGCUACAGUCUGGCAGGAAUAACUUGUGUUCCUGAUUGCACCAAUGGGACAUUUUCCAACCUGGAGGAGAUGACCUGCAGCACAUGCCAUUCCUCUUGUAGGACUUGUACAG
Messenger RNA from Gymnodraco acuticeps, 2644 nucleotides. It is a transcript of the gene pcsk6, whose product is annotated as proprotein convertase subtilisin/kexin type 6. Gene Ontology annotation, cellular component: membrane; cell surface. The record is from RefSeq and is a predicted model, not a curated record. Gene Ontology annotation, molecular function: serine-type endopeptidase activity. Lineage: Eukaryota; Metazoa; Chordata; Actinopteri; Perciformes; Bathydraconidae. Gene Ontology annotation, biological process: peptide hormone processing.